Molecule: messenger RNA, 1590 nt
Organism: Naumovozyma castellii
Lineage: Eukaryota; Fungi; Ascomycota; Saccharomycetes; Saccharomycetales; Saccharomycetaceae
Gene: YCK1
Product: serine/threonine protein kinase YCK1
Exons: 1
Coding region: 1-1590 (529 amino acids)
Source: RefSeq, a predicted model, not a curated record
AUGUCGAGAGUGCAAGGCCCAACUCCCAUGGCUGUAAACAACUUAACAAAUAUCCCUGCCCCCACCUCACUAUCUCAGCAACAACAACAGCGCCCUUCAACAUCGACACAUGAUGACAAUUCCACUAUCGUCGGACUACAUUAUAGAAUAGGGAAGAAAAUUGGGGAAGGUUCAUUCGGUGUGCUUUUUGAAGGUAUCAACAUGAUUAAUGGGACCCCCGUCGCCAUUAAGUUCGAACCUAGAAAGACGGAAGCCCCACAAUUGAAAGAUGAAUAUAGAACUUACAAGAUCCUUGCAGGAACACCAAAUAUACCAUUGGCUUAUUAUUUCGGUCAAGAAGGCCUGCAUAAUAUCUUAGUUAUUGAUUUAUUGGGACCAUCAUUGGAAGAUUUAUUCGAUUGGUGUAAUAGACGUUUUUCCGUAAAGACCGUGGUUCAGGUGGCAGUGCAAAUGAUCACUUUGAUCGAAGAUUUACAUGCUAAUGAUUUGAUUUAUAGAGAUAUUAAACCAGAUAAUUUCUUAAUUGGGAGACCUGGUCAACCGGAUGAAAAUUUCAUUCAUUUAAUCGAUUUUGGGAUGGCUAAACAAUAUAGAGACCCAAAGACUAAACAACAUAUCCCAUAUCGUGAAAAGAAAUCAUUGAGCGGUACUGCAAGAUAUAUGUCCAUUAAUACCCAUUUAGGAAGAGAACAAUCAAGAAGAGAUGAUAUGGAAGCAUUGGGUCAUGUAUUUUUCUAUUUCUUAAGAGGUCAAUUGCCAUGGCAAGGUCUAAAGGCUCCAAAUAAUAAACAAAAAUACGAAAGAAUUGGAGAAAAGAAGAGAACAACUAAUGUUUAUGAUUUAGCUCAAGGUUUACCAGUUCAAUUUGCUCGUUAUUUGGAAGUCGUAAGGAAUUUAUCAUUUGAAGAAACUCCAGAUUAUCGUGGUUAUCGUGAAUUGUUACUAUCAUCGUUGGAUGAUUUAGGACAAUCUGCUGAUGGUGAAUAUGAUUGGAUGAAAUUGAAUGGUGGUAAAGGUUGGGAUUUAAACAUUAAUAAGAAACCUAAUCUACAUGGAUAUGGACAUCCAACACCACCAAAUGAAAAAUCAAGAAGACAUAGAACCAAUAACAACAAUAAUAAGGUCAAUGCACCAGUGAAUCAAUUAUCACCUCAUCAAUUACAACAACAGCAAUUGCAUUUACAACAACAGCAGAUGCAAAUGCAACAACAACAACUUCAAAUGCAACAGAUAUCAAGUCAAGGACAGGGACAUCCAUCCAUGCAACCACUAAGGAGUAUAAAUCCACCACAACAAGAGGCAUCCAAGAAAUUGGAUCCAAGUUCAUACGAAGCAUAUCAACAACAAGUUCAACAAAAAUACUCCCAGCAACAAGAUAAGACGAGACAGAAUAACGCUGCCAAUCAAAAUAAUUAUCAUGUAAAUGCCAAUCCAAAUACAAACCAAUAUGCAUCUCAACAAGAGCCAAUGAAUAAUCUACAUCAACAAGCACAACCUCAACAAGGGAAAAACAACCAAAUGCAACAAACUGCAGAUGAUGCUUCUAGUGAAUCCGGGAAGGGAUUUUUCAGUAAAUUAGGAUGCUGUUAG